This is a messenger RNA of Gasterosteus aculeatus aculeatus (three-spined stickleback), 2035 nucleotides long. RefSeq names its product adhesion G protein-coupled receptor G3 (gene adgrg3). NCBI's taxonomy places the organism in Eukaryota, Metazoa, Chordata, Actinopteri, Perciformes, Gasterosteidae. Gene Ontology annotation, molecular function: G protein-coupled receptor activity. Gene Ontology annotation, cellular component: plasma membrane. The record is from RefSeq and is a predicted model, not a curated record. Gene Ontology annotation, biological process: cell surface receptor signaling pathway; adenylate cyclase-activating G protein-coupled receptor signaling pathway.
AAGCAAAACACAUAGAACCUUUUGGUGUGCAGAGUCACAUCCUCUGUGUGCGAGGAGCAGCGAGACGCAAUGUGGAUUUUUCUUUUUCCCCUCGCGCUCGCGUGGCUGUCUACAACCCGAGCUUCCGAAUACUGUGAGAAUGUCUUGAACGUGUGUCAGGGAGGCGACAUCUCAUGGACCAAGUGCUAUGAGGACCGGAUAGCAAGCUGUGUUGUAAAACGCCGCUCAUCGAGCUUCAUCUAUCGGAGGGUGAACUGGACGUAUGAGGAGGAACAGAGUCCAACUGCAGACCACAGGUUCCUAAUCUCCUCCUCAGCCCUCCUCACAAGCAGAGGAGCCGUGUCUGAGAGCGAGGUGCUGCUGGUGGCCACGGUGAUCCACAGCACUUAUUUUAAGCCGGACCCUCCCCCUCGCAGCAGACACUCAACGGUACACAGGCCCAGUCAAAGCACAGUUCUGGGGGGCUCUGUCCUUGCAGUAAGGGCGGGGAACUAUCCUGUCAGCGACCUCUCACAAGCCAUCAAACUAGGCUUCAAACACGACAAACAGGUGGACGGAGCUUGUGUGUUUUGGGCGGAGUCACAGCUUGAAAAUGGAACAGGUUAUUGGAGCACAGAAGGCUGUGAUACCAACCGCACUGAAAGUGAAUUUAUUUGCACCUGCAACCACCUGAGCUUCUUUGCUGUGCUUGUGAACCCUGUGUUAACAGUGGAUGAAAGACAUGCUGUGAACCUCACCUAUAUCACCUACAUUGGAUCAGCACUCUCCAUCUUCUUCGUGGUCAUCAGCUUGAUCAUCUAUAUACGUCUGCAGCGUCGACGUCCCGAGAAAGCUGUCGGCUUGCAUUUGCAGCUGACCGGAGCGCUGCUCUGCCUCCACCUCAGCUUCCUUCUGUGCUGCUUCUGGGUGUGGCAUCUGAACGAGGAAGAGGAGGACUGGGUUUGCCGGGGUCUGGGUCUCCUUUUGCACUGGUCCCUGAUGGCCACCUUCACCUGGACGGCUCUGGAGGGGUUCCACCUCUACCUUCUCCUCGUCCGAGUCUUCAACAUCUACGUCAGGAGAUACCUGCUCAAACUCAGCUUGGUGGGAUGGGGUCUCCCAACACUGAUUGCAGUGGUCUGUGGGAUUUCAGGUGUUUAUGGUAGAUACAGGCCUGAACUGACGGACGCCAACAACCGCAGCUCCGCCGCUGAGAUAUGCUGGAUGAGCAGCCACAGGCUUCCGGUCAGCUUCGUCACGACCGUGGCCUUCCCGUCCCUGGUGAUACUGGGCAAUUCCUGCAUGCUGGGGGUGGUGGUCUUCAAGCUCUCGGUGCUGAGGGCGAGUGGUUUCGGCGCGGAAAGCGGCGGUGGCUCAAAGAAGAUGUCCAGAGAGCAAUGGGUGAAGUUAUGGAAGGACGGUGCCACGGUGCUGGGCCUUAGCGUCGUGCUGGGUUUACCUUGGGGGCUAGCGAGCACCACCUACGUCUCCCUCGCAGGGAUCUACGUGUUCACGAUACUAAACUCCCUACAGGGUCUAUUCAUGUUCCUGUGGUCCUUGGCGUUGUCCGGCAAGUCCCGAUCCGACCACUCCUCUGUCAAAGACCCUUCAUCGCAGAAAAUGAUGACUACCAGUUUCAAUAACUGAUAUUCGCAGGGACAAGUGUAUCAGCGGUUGCCUAUGUUAGGUGCUUACGGGCCUUUGGACUCCAGCCAAAUGCGGAAAACUCACAAUAACUUCUUUAAAUCAAUCCAGAACAUUAACAUCUUUUUACUGUUGGGACAAUUCAAGCAAAUCAAGCUUAUGGUUACAUUGAUGUUAGUCAAUGGGCAACCAAGAAUCAAAAAGAAUUAUGCAAUAACCUGUGUGCGUAUGUGCUUCUGUGGGUGAGUGAGCAUCAUAAAAAGUGUGUCGGUGUUAAAUUGAACACACGUCCUGCUAAAUCUAUCUGGUUGAAAGACUUUCUUCCAACUAGCUACUGCUAAUUUAAGUAACAAAGUCAACUUGGCCGGAAAGAAAAGUGGGCGCAUGUUAAUAAGAUUCAUUUUUGACUUUU